This is a messenger RNA of Symbiodinium pilosum, 978 nucleotides long. The record is from the annotation of a GenBank genome assembly. Lineage: Eukaryota; Dinophyceae; Suessiales; Symbiodiniaceae.
AUGGCUCUACUUGAAAAAGCUACUGAUUUCAAGCGGAGUGCAACCAGGACGAUGUCUGAAAAAUGGCAGACGUUCUCCAUGCCCGGAGCUUUCAGGAGAGCGAAGGAGGCAAUGUCGGGCCCAGCCAAGAUGCCUCAUGAUCCUCUGGAGGACCAGCGCGCGGAGCUGGUUGAGCUCGAUGCCCUCAUCUCCAUUCUGAGCACAUGCGCCAGCACUCUGUCUACCUCUGUUGAUAUGCUUGCUGCAGCACCCAAGCCCUUGUUUGAUCCGCUCAGCCGGUUCUACAGUCAAGGAAUGCCUGGGAGCACGGCCAUCCAAAAACUUUGUCUUCAAAUGGACUCCUUUGCUGUCCAUGUCAAGGAGCACGAGACAGAGAUUGAGGCAUUGCAAACCAAGCUUCGAGGUUUGUCCGAGCGGAACAGAACCGUCCAUCAGUCCUUUUCCUACCGGGACGCUGCGUGGACCAGUCAGGACCACUACACCAAAAAGCUCGAGAAGCUACGGGACCAGAUUGCCAAGAGCGGAACGUCGUCUGCUCUUGUGGAGAAAUUAAACAGAAACGAGGAUAAGAAGCGGAGCAGCCAACAGGAGUUUGCCACCCGGACCAGUGAAACAGGUCGGCAGGUGAAUGAGGCUUUGUCAAACAGGUGGCAGGAAAUUGGAGAGGUGGUUGCUGAGCUGUCCCGGUACUACACAGUCGUCUUCCAGGCCGCCGGGACACUGAGCCACGAACUCCAGCAGGUUUCUACAGAGCUGACAAAGCCCUCCACAACGCAAGCGCUCGCCAAAAUGGGUCGGGAGAUUGCCUCGCAGGCACAGGAGACAGCAAACACCUUCGUGGACUCACUUAGAGCCAGGUGUAGCAAGUGGAACGAGAGCCAGAAGCUGAGUUGUCAGUCCUUCAGAGAUAUUCUUUCUCAUUAUCCCCCUAUAAUCCCUAUCCAGAACAGUCCCAUAUUCCCUACUAAGCCCCAGUAA